ACCCUCUGUAACUCUUACAGAUAUCUUAGUGAUCUUCUGAAAUCUAUCAUGUUCAAACAUAUCCUUCAUGUCAAUUAUCAUUUUUGGAAAGAAAGAAUGUCUGUCUUUUUUUGAAAGAAAGAAUGUCUGUCUUUUUUGAGGAACAGAAAGAAUGUCUGUCUUUUUUUGAGGAACAGAAAGAGAGCUGUAAAAUAGAGACUUUCACAAGCUGUUUAACGGACACUAUGACUGUACUGUACGGAUACAGUUCUGCUGCUCCUCAGAUGUUCACAGACGUUAACUGUGACAGAGAACACACUGCAGCCCUCCACUAAUUUCUUCAUUGACUGUGGGACAUGUUAUACUUUAUUUACUUUUGGAACCAAACUAACCAUUAGAGAAUGACUUUGUAACCUUUUAAGUACCAUUCAACUGGAGGUUGAAAGGGCGAAGGAUUGGAACAACAAAAAGCUGUGAGCUGUUAGUCACCAAGGAGAAAGGCAUCUGAAAUAACUAAAGAAGAAGAAGAAGGGCUCCAUACUGUUUGCAGCACUCCGACGGGUGUUACUGUAUCAAACCAACAUUCUACAGAUUUCAACCGGAUCCGAACAAUCAUCUCAGUAGAUUUGACUGUUGUUGGGAGAGAUGAGAGCCAUGUUUUCCCUGUUCCUGUUGAUUCAGAGUGUUAGUGGAUGGAUGCAUCCUAAAUGCCACGUUUAUAACAGUGGGGAAUACUUUCCCACCUGGAACUACUGUCCUUUGGCAGAACAGUACACUGCUGCCUGUCGAGAUGUCACAGCCAUCGAGGAGGAUCUGCUUGGACUUCCCUCUAAUAUCAAUACCCUCUGCAUAUCUAUGAAACGUGGGGAAAAUAGUUCCAUGUCUCUGGGCUUUUUCGCUCGUUUUCAGUAUUUGGAGUAUCUGUACAUUGGAGGCUGUUUUCCUCAAAUCCUUCCAGCUGGGAAUAGCCAGGGCCUUCAAAAUCUGCAACAUAUGCACAUUAAUGGAUUGGUCACUGGGUGCUGUGAUUGUCAUAUUGGGCCUAACACAUUCAGAGAUCUAGUAAAGCUAAGUAAUUUGACCAUAUAUGGUUAUAGGCUAUCAGCAAUGGCACCAGAUGUUUUCCAUUGCCUACCUCAAUUACAAAGUGUCUAUAUUCAUGAACCCUGUGUAGAGAAUUUGUCAGAAAUACUAUGCAGAAUAGUUAAUAUAAUUUCACUUACAAAGUUAAAUGUACAUGCACCAAAUAUACGAUCGUUAAACCAAUCAAACUGCUCCAUCUUAAAAGCUACCGAAAGCAAUCUAACAAGCGUCAAUUUAGAUUUCGGUCAAAUAAACCAUAUAGAGGAAGGUGCACUGGCCUGUCUCCAGAACCUGACACAUUUUUCUGGGGGCCUAAACCAGGAUGUCCUACUGCGCCUUCCCCUGUCUGGCAUUAAGCAAAUCCAGGUCUUGUAUUCCUAUGGUAGCAAUAGCAUUGAUUUUGAAAGUAUCUGUAAUGUAGUGUUUUUGCUUUCCAUCAAGGAAAUACAUUUUGCCAAUGUCAAUACAAGCAGCCUCUCCAUGUCCAGUGUUGAAUUGUGCAUUGGGCUGGAAUAUAUGGGCUUUGAUGGACCCGGAGCCUUCCAUUCUUCUCCCCAUUUGAAAUUGAAUUUUAUUUCCAGUCUCAAAAACCUUAAAAUGUUAUAUGUAUCUGGCCAGGCAGAAAACAGUCUUGACCUCUGCUCAUUCCGAAAACAACCAAUCACAUGGUUAACAGAACUCACUUUCAUGUCGAGCAAUGUACAAACGCUUUUUGCAAAACGGUUCAGCUGUCUUGAGAACCUGCGGUCUCUAGAUUUGUCAUGUAGUUUCAUUUCAAACAUUGAAGACUUUGCUUUCUUCGGAUUGGCAAAUCUGGAGUCCUUAGACAUGACACAAAAUAGUAUAACCCAGUUAUAUGCAAACACGUUUAUUGGUUUACAUAGUUUGACAUUGUUAGACCUCAGGGAAAAUCCACAGAUCUACAAUAUUGAAGCAAUGUCUUUCGCACAACUUACGUGUCUAAGACAAGUGUUUCUGGGGUACUUGAACUAUCCACCAGGAGAACCCGUGAUAAAGCUGAAUCUGACACUUGUAUUCGGUGACGUUCUGAGUCACCUGACUCAUCUGCACAUUAGUUCAGGUAUGAGGCCAAUGCAGUUGAUUAUUGGCAGUAACAUCACAUCUAAACAGAACCUGAGUCUCCAACUCAAAGGCCAGACAGUGUCAUUUGAAGACUGUGACAGACCCUUCUUUCAGUCUGUAACCCAUCUUCAUGCUGAUGCUGAAGAAUUCCUUUGUGGAUCUGAAUUCAUGGGAAAGUACUUCAGGUCUGUGGAGACAUUUGUGUACAGAUCAAAGCUUUCAGCUAAAAGUGUGGACUUAACAUCAAUGAAUCAGCUCAUUCACCUGAGGAAACUGACUCUAGUACAGGUGGAUCUUUUAAUACAGCGUUCUGCCGACAUCAUUUUUCACAACCUGACCAAACUGGAGGUUCUGAAACUUUCAAACUGCAGGAUUGACUCUUUGGAGGGGGGUUUAACUAAAUACUUUAAAUCCUUGAAAACCUUAUAUUUGCGUAUCGAGAACGUUUAUCAUGUAAUCUACAGCUUUACUGAACCUCUCUCUAGCCUAAAGUAUUUGAUACUUGAUACAUUACAGAUUUUUUGCAGUUGUGACAAUGCUUGGCUCAUUGCAUGGGCAAAGAGGUACAGGCCGGUUGAAGUGAUCAUGCUUAAUCAUGAAGUUAUGUAUAAUUUAGAGGAGUUGAUAUGCUUGUCAGACAAUGGACUAGACACACCUAACUUUGUCAAGUACACAGAAGCCAACUGCACAACAGAGGUGGGCUUUGUGCUCUUUGCUGCGACUGGCCUGGGAGUCAUCUUCUUCAUGCUGGUGGUGCUGGUCCAUAAUCUGGCCGGUCCUUACCUCCUCCCCCUCUACUACAUCACCCUUGGCUGGCUGUCGGAGGCGAUGCGAUCAAACACCAGGGGGCGCUACCACUACGAUGCGUUUGUCUCCUACAGUGGGAAGGACGAGCGCUGGGUGGUGGAGGAGCUACUACCCAACCUGGAGAAGAGGGGUCCCCCUUUCCUGCACCUCUGUCUGCACAGCAGGGACUUCCAGCUGGGGAAGGACAUUGUGGAGAACAUCACAGACAGCCUCUACCGGAGCCGUCGCACACUCUGCCUGGUCAGUCGCCACUACCUGCACAGUAACUGGUGCUCCCUGGAGAUGAAGCUGGCCACCUCCAGACUGCAGGUGGAACAAAGGGACAUCCUCCUCCUGGUCUUCCUGGAGAAGAUCCCCCCUCGCCGGCUGUCUGCUCACCACAGGCUGGCUCGCCUGGUCAAGACCAGGACCUAUCUGGACUGGCCCCAGGACCCCCAUCAGCACCAGGCAUUCUGGAACAGACUGUGGGCUAAACUGAAACCUCCAACUGAAGCCUGAGAUCAGAGGUUUAUGUAGAACCUUGUGUUAAUGCUGAGACAAAUAAUGUUAGCAGAUUUGUUGAGGUAUUGCAUUUGCAGUUAAAAGUCCUCAGUACUAAGAGCCUCCCGAGUGG
Molecule: messenger RNA, 3565 nt
Organism: Oncorhynchus mykiss (rainbow trout)
Lineage: Eukaryota; Metazoa; Chordata; Actinopteri; Salmoniformes; Salmonidae
Product: toll-like receptor 12
Biological process (GO): inflammatory response; toll-like receptor signaling pathway
Cellular component (GO): plasma membrane
Molecular function (GO): protein binding; signaling receptor activity
Source: RefSeq, a predicted model, not a curated record